This is a messenger RNA of Drosophila eugracilis, 2357 nucleotides long. It is a transcript of the gene Alg9, whose product is annotated as alpha-1,2-mannosyltransferase ALG9. The record is from RefSeq and is a predicted model, not a curated record. Gene Ontology annotation, biological process: protein N-linked glycosylation. Bases 102 to 1973 code for a protein of 623 amino acids. Gene Ontology annotation, cellular component: endoplasmic reticulum membrane. Lineage: Eukaryota; Metazoa; Arthropoda; Insecta; Diptera; Drosophilidae. The transcript is spliced from 4 exons. Gene Ontology annotation, molecular function: alpha-1,2-mannosyltransferase activity.
UGAUGAUAUCGAUAACAUUCGCCACAUAAUAUUGACAAAUACAACAUCUUACCAAUUUUGAUUACGUUUUCCGCCGGUAAUAUUACCAGAAAGUCCGGAUUAUGGCGCCUCCGGCUGCGCGGGCUCGCUAUAUAGCCAACAAGGCGGAUAACCAGAUUCUGUCAAAAAAGCCGCCCAAACGAGUGGGCCUGAAUGGAAACAACAAGACCAAGGAUGUAGCACCGGCCGGCAAAAAGAAGGAGAAAGAUGUCAAAAAGCGAAAGCAAUCCACGAGUGGAAGCCAGGAAAAGGGCAUCCCCAAUCCUAUAAUGCCCAGUGUGCAGACCGCUUUCAAGACCUUUGUGAGUGCUCGGUUGUGUAGCGCCAUUUGGGCAUAUAUAGCCGACUGCGACGAGACGUUCAACUACUGGGAACCGCUACACUACAUCAUCAAUGGCCAUGGAUUGCAGACGUGGGAGUACAGUCCGCAGUUUGGACUUCGAUCCUACACCUACCUAUUGCUGCAGGGCGUGCCCGGAUAUCUUUACCAAAAGAUGUUCAAUCCUAGUCCCAUUCUAAUUUUUUACAUGGUCAGGUGUAUGUUGGGCUUCGCCUGUGCCGUAAUGGAGCGAUAUAUGUAUAAGUCCAUUUGCCAAGAGUUCGGAAUACACAUCGGUCGUCUGUGGCUGAUAUUCCAGCUCUUUAGCGUGGGCAUGUUUGUUUCCAGCACCGCUCUACUGCCAUCCUCGUUUUCCAUGUACUUUGGAUGUGCUGCACUGGCCGCCUGGUGGCAGCAAAACUAUUGUUUAGCCAUAUUCCUGACUGCCAUAUCUGCUCUGCUGGGUUGGCCAUUUGCAGCGCUUAUUGGCAUCCCUCUGGUGCUGGAGAUGCUUCUCAGGCAGCGAGACUGGAAGACCUUUGUUCAAUGGACCCUGAUAUCUGGCGCCACUGUUGCUAUUCCUAUGAUCGCCAUCGAUACCAGUUACUUUGGAAAACUGACAUUUGCUCCUCUUAAUAUUGUAUGGUAUAAUGUGUUUACCAGCCAUGGACCAAACAUUUUUGGCACGGAGCCACUAAGCUACUAUAUUGUCAACGGUUUCCUCAACUUUAAUAUUAUUUGGAUUCUGGCUCUACAACUACCCAUGAUGCUGGUCAUGGACUAUAUAAUUGUGCCAGCGAAAUCAAAGUCGACUUUAAACUUUCCGCACUAUAUAUCGUUGGCUCCUCUCUACCUGUGGCUCCUUGUAUUUUUCGCCCAACCACACAAGGAGGAACGCUUUCUUUUCCCAGUAUAUCCUUUAAUCUCGCUUUGUGGAGCAAUCACGGUGGAUGUGUACCAGCGUAUCUUCUUCCGCUUCAAAUCGCUGGUGUUCAAAAUUAAGUCGGGAGUUCAUUAUUUGGACCACAGCAUGUUCAUAGCCAUCCUAGUAAUGGUGACCAGUACAUUACUGGGACUUUCAAGGGUAUUUGCUUUGUACAGGAACUACCAUGCCCCUAUGGAUUUGAUGCUGGAGCUAAAUCAGUUUAAGGCGACGCCGCAAUAUAACCCAGAUGUGAUCUAUAACGUUUGCAUUGGCAAAGAUUGGCAUCGCUAUCCAGGCAGCUUCUUCUUUCCCGCCCAGAAUUUCCGUCUGCGUUUCUUGAAAUCCGAGUUUCGGGGAAUGUUACCAGCUUACUAUGAUAUAGGCCAAAAUGCCACCAAGGUGGUGCAUCCGUACUUUAAUGAUCUCAAUCAGGAAAACGAACAUAUGUACUUCGACUAUGACCGGUGCGAUUUCCUCGUCGAUUUUGAUGAAGGCAAGUAUACGGCGCUGGAACCAAACUAUUCAAAACGAUCCAAGGAGUGGUCGAUAAUGAAGAGCCUACCCUUCUUAAUUCCGGAGAAGUCGCACCAAGUACUGCGUGCCUUCUAUGUGCCAUUCCUGACCGACAAUCACAUUCAGUAUGGAGACUUUAACCUGCUCAAGAGAAAGACAAAACGAAAUGGCAGGUAAAGGCAGGCCCAGAUUGAAGGAGUCUGAGGUCAUGCCAUUAAUACAGCAUUUUAUCCUUAAUAGAUGGGGUAAUUAACUUAUUCCUUUGAUAAAAUUUAACAAUAAUUCCAAGCAAUGUGCUUAAGAAACUAUAUCUUCAAUAUGUUAUUCAUAUUGAACGAAAAGUGUUUUUCAACCAAAGUCUUUUCGCCCCAUAGAGCGUUUCACUGUAUUUGAUUGAAUUUUCUUUACCCAACCAUUGAAUUGUAAUAUCCUACCUAUUAUUUGUUCUAAGUCAACCGUUUAUAAACCUAGUUAUUUUUGUUUUGUCCAUGCCAAAGUUGUGAAGAUCACCAGAAUCGAAGUAGAACUUAAGCGCCAAGAAUAUAAACAACGAGAUUCGUA